This is a messenger RNA of Symbiodinium necroappetens, 4170 nucleotides long. NCBI's taxonomy places the organism in Eukaryota, Dinophyceae, Suessiales, Symbiodiniaceae. The record is from the annotation of a GenBank genome assembly.
GUCACCACUUAUGACAGCUCCUUCAGUUACCGUCAAGACCAGGUGGCCCGCCUGGGAGAUCGGGCGAGGCCCGAGACGACAGAGGAAGAUCGACGAAGAUUCCAGGCCAGCCCGUUCAUGCAAAGAAUGCGGGAGAUUGAUGAGAAAGCCUGGCAGCAGUUCAGUGAGAGGGACAAGAAGCGGUCCCAGACAGAUCCAAGUUUCAGCCCCAAAGACACAGAUUUCGAAGCUCCCAAGUCUUUCAAGUAUGACAAGUCGGUGAACUACUACAAGACACUCGGUGUCGAGGAGUACGCCACCAACGAUGAGAUUAAGAAAGCCUACCGGAAGCUGUCCCUCAACUACCAUCCCGACAAGCAGACCAACAAGACUCAGGAGGAGAAGGACGAAGCGGCAGCCAUCUUCAUGGAGAUCAAGAAUGCCUACAAGCUCCUGGCCGAUGACCCCACCCGGCGGCAGUAUGAUUUCGAGCGUGAUCGCGACAACGUGAGCGCCCAGAGCCAUGGGAAGAAGCCCCAGGAGAAGAAUGGCUUCGACGCUGGGGAGGCGCUGCAAAGGAUGAUGCAAAAAGCCAAGGAGAACAAGAAGCUUCCAAGCGAGAUCAUCACCGUGCCGGUGCACUGCAGGAUAGAGAAGUUCGUUUUCGGUGGCCAAAAGACCUUGAAACGCACAAGGCUCGUGAAGGACAAGAGCUACGGUGGUUUCAAUGAGGAAGUGAAGACUUUUCGGAUCGACCUCCCGGCUGGAGUGGAGCAGCCCUGGAGUGUGGACUUCCGGAGACAGGGCGACCAGCAUGAGGGACGAGAGGCGGACACGAUCCGUUUCCUGUUCUCGGCGAAGCCGCACUUGUGGUUGGAUCGAGAUGGCCAGGAUAUCAAACUGAGGGAAGCGAUCCAGCUGGGCUCGUCCAUGCGAUCCGAGGCUUACUUGUCUGCUUCCAUAGCACCCUUUUCGGGCCGCCAGGUCUUCAUCUGGGGUCGAAAUCCAUUUCAUGGAUCCACUGCGGUGGCCGAGGAAGGGCAGUUGGCUGUGCAGCUGCAGGGCCUUGGCUUGGGCCCACAAGGAGCCUUAGCGUUGCUGUUGAAGCUGGGGAUGGGAACCCGGCCCGAGAGUCAUCGCCUGCACGUGCCGCCGGGACCCCCGGCCGGGCGCCGGCCCUUCCUGGAACGCUUCGGCCUCGCUCCCUCCGGCGGCUUCAGCGAGCCGCUGCCGGAGCCAGGUGCCGGGAGCAUGCUGCGGACCCUCCUGGAGCGACGCCAGUGCAGGAGAGAAAUGCACGACAAGCUCACCGCGGACAUCGAGUUGAGGCCCAUCGGACAAACCAUUCGGCUCUUCACCAAGCCACCGAGUACUCUUACUUUUCUGGCCAGCACAGCUCCAAAGUACGAGCUUUUUGCAGUCAGCCUCGACUGUCCAGCCUGCGGUAAGAAGAAGGCUUCUGCGGAUUGGGACCGGCUGAAGGCCCGGUUGACAACAGUGCUGCAAGAGACGGCCUUUAUCCUUCUCGCACAGGCACGCAGUGUGCAGCCUCGGUGUCUGCUGGCUAAGCCGAUCUUUGAUGAUAGGAUCACGCUCUCAAGGGCUGAUCGCCCCAUGCCCUGGAAGAAUAUGGGCGAUCAGGCGUUCAAGCAGGGAAGCUACUGGAUUGCGUGUGCUGUCUACGCAAAGCGACUUGAGGAGUUGCGGAUUGCGGUUCAUCUGCAGGCGGAUGAUGCAGAGGAAGAGGCGUGUGAAGAGGAGGUGAUCGAUGUGAGCGGACAACGUGGCCCAGACUUGGUGCCAGAAGCCGCGAAGGUUCUCUGCAACAGGGCGGCUUGCCUCAUCAAGGUGCAGGACUACCUGGCGGCCGUCGCCCAUGCGAGGAAGGCUGCUGCCUUGGCUCCGCGCUGGGCUCGGGCUUGGAGUCGCUUGGGCCAGGCAGCGUGGGAGCUCGGGGACAAGUUCCGAGCCGAGGCCGCGCAGGCGUACGCCAAGUCCGUGGAGAUGGACCCGCUGCCCUCCACGGUCCAAGCUCUGCAGAGCAGUGUCUCCCAGUUGCAGGGCCCGAAUCCGGAUGCGUCACAUGCUGCCAAGGAGAAGGGGAACGAGGCCAUCCGCUCAGGUCAGAUUGGUCUGGGCAUCGCGCUCUACACGCAAGGCAUCGCUCAGCUCCCAGCGCCAACGUCAGAGGAUCGGUCGAAUUCCGACUCGAAGCCCGACGAGCACGCGCUGCUACGGGGAGUGCUCUUCACGAACCGCUCGGCGGCCUUCUCUCGUGUGCGAAGCUGGGACGCUGCAGUUAAGGAUGCGAAGGAGGCAGUGGCAGCACAGCCAGGCUUGUCCAGUGCUCACUCCCAGCUUGGAGUUGCUUUGCUCGGAAGUGGCUUCCAUCAGGAGGCCUACGUGCAAUUCGCGCGGGGGUUCCAGUUGGAUUCAGAGCACAAGCCUUCCAUCAAAGGUCGCAACACCUGCCUCAAGGAGAUGGUGGCCUGGAAGUCGGCCUCUGCCACUGCACGAUACCAGAAUCGCUUCUGGCUGGAUCUCCGUCGACCCAAGGGAUCCACGAGGAUUUUCGCAAUCUCCGACCUGCACUUUGAUCAGAAGUGCAACGAGGAUUGGGCCCAUGCGAUUGAUGACAUAGCCUUCCUGGACGAUGUCCUCAUUGUUGCUGGCAAUGUGGCUGACACGAAGGUCGGGAUGGCACGGGCGCUCACCACACUCAAGUCCAAGUUCCGGAGAGUCUUCUAUACAGUUGGUAACCACGAAAUGCAAAUCGCGACGUCGGAGUUUGCACGUUAUCCUGACUCUAUCGCGAAGCUUUCUGAAAUUUUCAGCACAUGCGACGAGUUGGGAAUUGAUGUUUUCCCGGCCCCGGUGUGCGAAGGGAUUCUAGUAGUACCGCUCCUUUCCUGGUGCAGUGCCGAAUUCGACCAUGAGGAUCCGUUUCCGGAUCCAAACUCCAACUUCAAUCGUCGCUGCUCGUGGCCCAUGGAUCCGGACUUACAGGUCUGGAAGUAUAUGAUGAAGUUGAACGAAUCCUUCCUUAGCUUCCAAGGCUACGAGACCGUGAUUACGUUCUCCCACUUCCUCCCGCGACAGGGCCUGCCUUUUGACAAGACCAGGAAAAACGCGGUGAAGGCUGUAGGGUGUGACAUGAUUGACGAGCAAGCGAGGGCACUCAAGAGCAAGCUGCAUGUCUACGGUCAUGGACGCGUGCGGUAUGCUCAGAUGCACUCGGGUGUGCGGUAUGUCAGUCCACCUAUCGGUUUCGAAGCGGAUUGGCCGAAGGACCACCCUCCGCGCCUCAUGCUGGUACAUACCGGCAAAAGCCUCUGCAUGCAAGAGUGGGGAGCAGACGAUGAGCCUCCCUUGGGAUAUGUGAAGCGGCUUCUGAAUUUGAGUUUUUACACCAUGCCCGGUUUGCGUGAGAGCGAGCUUCGGAAGCUCCAAAACACAGUGCAGCGGCACAACUCCUUCACUGGGAUUGCAUGCUCUUUUGACCGUCUUGGCAGCAAGAACCAGGACAAAGAAGCACUGGCAAAAGAUGCGUUCCCAGACUUUGCACAGUUGAGCAAGGAUGCUACGCACGUCAUGAUCACGGUUGCAGACUGUCUGGACAACCUGAAGGACCUCUGGAAGAGUGACAUUUUUGCGAAGGACUGGCCGGCAGCAAUUGCGCCCCACGCACGCAACACGGUGUCUUUCACCACACCACUCGGCUUGGACCUCGUCCAUGCAAAGAAGCGGGACCCGAUGCUAAUCGUAUACGGCUUACGGUUGAGCGAAGCGGUCAGGGAAGAUGGUGACGAUUAUGGCAAAAUGCAGAAGGCGGUCGAGGCCAUCAACAAGCUUCCCGGCAUUGAUGGCAAGAUUGCAGUGUCUCUCCACCCUACGGGCUUCGCCCGGUUCUCGCACAGUGAGCUGUUGGAAGAGUUGGGUGAGAAGAAUGACAAGAGCUGUGGGCUCACUCAUUGCUUCACGGUGCUGGUGGAUGAGCCCGCUAGUUACAAAAUGCUUGCUCAAAGUAAGACUUUCGGAAAGUGGAAGUCUUCCUACGAGCCUUCCCUGGUCGGUCGGGGUCCGAAUGUCAUGGCUUUCGCCCUGCCACUGGAUAUCGCAGCAACGGCAUCAGCUCCCAAACCUCCCAAAGGGACGAAGGGAAGCAAUGGUUUUUCCAAGUCCAAGCGAUGA